UCAAACGCUCUGAAAACGUUGGACAAGCAGCAUCGGAUAUUUUUACUUGCAACUGCAACGAAUAUUGCUGAGAUACCACCUAGAGAAUCUGCUAAGGAAAUCAGCACCGGACUUUGUGUUUUAUACCGAGACUUAUCGAUUAUAAAAUGCCGCGCUACCAGAAACUCAUCAACGAAUGCGACAGCAAGCCUGCGAAAAAUGCGGGACAACAAGAGCAACAACAACAUUGCUAUCAGCAGCAGCCAAAAGGGACGCCCAAUGUGGGAUAUCACCUGUAUCUGUACCGCCAGCAACUUUCUCAGAAGAAUGUGGAGUACAUGAGGUUGUCCAAGGCCAAGUACUUUAUCACCGACACACUGCUGGCCAAAACGGUUCGGAAUUUGAAAGGAUACAGCGCCGACGAGUUGAAGACUGUUAACCAUCAGAUCGUCUUUCGGCAUAAACUUCGUCGCCAGAUUCAGCGGCUUCGCAAGUUAAGAAGUCUGGGCAUCAAGAAUGCCAAUCCCAAAAUGGAGAGUACGGAAUUGUGAUAGUGAUAAAUAUACACAGGAUCGUCGGAGGAAAGACUAUUUUACCGCAUAGUACAAAAAAUAUCUCUAAUACCUCUUACGUUUUUGGAAAUCUCUAAAAGAUAUUACUUUGUGUAAAUUAUUCAAGAGAUUGUAACGUAUAUUUUGUCAUUUGCUUAAGUGAAGGGAUGCAUAAAUUUAUAAAAUUGUAUGGCCCAAAAAACAUAUCAAUAAGCACUGAUUAUAAUUAGUGUGUAUUUGGUCUGCACUAAUAACAUUAUUGAUUAAUUAAUUUAAUGACGUUUGUGAGCACAGUG
Molecule: messenger RNA, 826 nt
Organism: Drosophila melanogaster (fruit fly)
Lineage: Eukaryota; Metazoa; Arthropoda; Insecta; Diptera; Drosophilidae
Exons: 1
Coding region: 147-530 (127 amino acids)
Source: RefSeq, marked reviewed